AUGCAAAAGUUUUUCUGUUUCCGACGUAAGGCUAAAUCAAAGUCAAAAGCGAAAGAUGCUGAAGGCAAAUCUGAUUCCAAAACGACACAAAUCACUACAGCCACCACCACGGCUACUCUCGUUACUUCAGCGCUCAUAUCUGAUUUAGAGAAACAAAAUCUUCCCGAAAUAUCGUCAAAGCGGUACAUCGAUGGUGACGAGUCGGAAAAUAGCACUGCCGUGGUCUCAUCAUCACUCAUACCCGAUUUAGAAAAGCUAAAUCUUCCAGAAGAACGCCUGAAGCGGUACAUGAAUGAAGUAAAAGAAAAAGAAUCACAUGCCGAUACCGAGCUCGAGUUAAGAAAAAAAGCUGUCGCAUUGCGAGAAAAUGCCAUCUCCAAGACACUCAACAAAAUAAAGCGCUCGAUGGAAGUUGAUCUUUGUUUUGUUUUAGAUUGCACUGGCUCCAUGCAUGGUCACAUCGCUGCUGCCAAAGAUUGCAUCUUGCAGGUGGUAAACUACGUAAAGAGUACAAAUCCCAGUAUCAAAAUCUGUGUUGGCUUUUGCGGUUAUCGUGAUCACUGUGAUGGAAACAAACGCCUGCAACUCCUCGAUUUUACCAGUUCCUGUGAAAAGUUUAGAUCUUACUUGUCUCGCGUACCAGCAACGGGCGGUGGUGACACACCAGAGGACGUCCUUGGCGGGCUUAAUGCAGCUAUAACUAAACUGAGCUGGCGAAAUGGGACUCGCAUUCUUCUUCAUAUUGGUGAUAGUCCACCGCACGGUCGACGCUAUCAUACUGCGGAUGACUGCUAUCCAGAUGGCGACCCGAAUGGCUUGACGGCAGAAAGCGUACUCAAGGAGAUGCAAAUGGAAAAUAUUCUUUAUUUCUUUGGAAAGGUUACGAACGAUACGAACACAAUGGUUGAAGUUUUCCGUAGCAUAAUUGGUGAAUUUUCGGUAUUUGACCUGAUCGGUGGAGAUCCAACUACAUUAAUCGACAGACUUUACAAAGCCGCUUGUUCAGCCAUUACCAGUUCUGUCACACUUACCAGUACGAUAGGAAGCGAUAUCAAAAGUGUAUACUCAAUGCGGCAGAAGAAACUCGAGAUGAAUACGAAUGAACCAGAUUGGGAGGAAUCAAAGUCACAUAGUGGAGUGUUGUUGUGGUACCGUACUCCCAAAACGGUGGGCGAGCUUAAGAACCACGGGUAUUUCAACAAGUCAAAUCUCUUUUCUCAAAGUUUCUCUUUCAAGAUGUCUAUGGAACCGUUUUCAGCGGGUGCCGAGAGAUAUGCAUACUUUGGCGUGGACACGAAAAGUGAACCAAACCGGAAAGUCGUUAUAAAAGAAUAUCUUAGCCUUAAACAACAUACAAAUCUCAUUGAAAAAUAUCUUGAAGCAGUGGAAGUCUCUACGGUCGCGCAUUAUCUAUCCGUCAAAUUUAAUUUGGCGAUAAAGCGAAUGGACGUUAAAAAAGUAAAUUUCCUUGAAGUAAAACUGCUGCGUAGUACUAUCGACUUUAAGACUCAGUAUUAUACGGUAGAGCCAAGACUUCAAGAUGCAGAGUUUAAGCGAUUCAAUGUGAAUAGUGGUGUGAUUGUAGAGCUUCGUCCUUCUCUCGAGGCAUUUGCCCAUUUCACGUACGAGUACACCAACAAAUAUCUGGUGGUUUAUGAUCUUCAAGGAAUGGAGCUGUCCGAUGAGUUUUUAUUAACGGAUCCUGCGAUACACUGCAUUGAUCCAUUAAGAUUCGGAAAGACAAACCUUGGUGUAAAGGGAAUUAGCAAUUGUUUUCUUGCAAACCAUAAAUGUAAUGAUAUUUGUAAAAAGUUGGGUUUGGGCCGCUGA
Messenger RNA from Paraglomus occultum, 1830 nucleotides. Lineage: Eukaryota; Fungi; Glomeromycota; Glomeromycetes; Paraglomerales; Paraglomeraceae. The record is from the annotation of a GenBank genome assembly.